CACAGAAAUAGCAGGUCUUGGGACAGUCCAAGUUGUCUUUCAUGGAGACUUUGAUAUGUGACUGUUUAUGGAGCUAAGAGAAGAGUUUUGACUAAUUCAGGCAAGUGACCAAGAUUGAAAACCUGAAGUUUCACUUGUGCUGUGAUUUGAGUAACAGAGAUCAUAUUCCAGAAAUUUCUGUGCGUGACUUACCAUAAGGAUGUUUCUUCACUUCAUUGAGACCUCGUAAUGGCCUGAUGGAGGAGCAGUGCCCUGGGAGGCAGCAAGGACCUACUGACAUAGCAGCCAAUUCUGCCCCUGACCGCCUGCCAUGUACCCCAACCCUCUCAUGUACUGUACCUGCUUGGACCCAUGGAACUCGGAGCCACGGAAACGAGUCAAGACCCCUCAACCCCCAAAUAAGAAGUCCACAGGGAAGCCCAAGCCAAUGCCUCUUCCUCUGGCUACAAAAACACAAACUUAUAUCCAACCAAUAACAAAACCUGUUGCCACCCCAAAGGUCCCAGAACACCAGUUUCUGGAGCAAAUAAGAAAGACUGUUGGGAGACAAUACACAUCUCAAGGGAAAAUCUGUCCGGGACAAGAGGAGAGCAAUAAACUACCUCAAGCCCAGGUACAGGGCCAGGAAGUGAUCCACGUGUCCCCCAGCUAUGGCCUCCUUCGGAACAAGGAGCGGAUUUCCAUCACCUUGGGGGAAAAGAUGUCUGCUAGGAAAAAGCGGUUGGAAUCAGACAUCAUGAACAAAAUGAAGAUGUCCAGGACUGAUAUCAUCGCUGACCUCGAGGAGCAGAUCUCAGAGCUGACAGUGAUAAUAGAGCAGAUGAACAGAGACCACCAGGCUGCCCAAAAACUGCUCGCCAAUGAGAUGGAUCUCCGCUCUGCUGAGAUGCAGCAGAACUUUGAAAACAAGAACAGGGAGCUCAAAGAGGCUCAUGCAGCAGAGCUCAGUGAACUGGAGGAGAAAUACAAAGCAGCCUUGAGCGAGGAGAAGUUGACUGCCCAAGAAAAACUAGAGGAGAUGGCAAAGGACUACAAGUACUUGAAGAAUAUGUUUCAUAUGUAUCAGGACAGCAUUUACGAUGAAAUGGAAGAUAAGUGGUCAAAGAAGAAAGCAGAAUGGGAGAAGGACGAGAAGCUGGAGCGUGAGAAGAUCUUGCUGCAGCUAAAACACAGGAUGACAAAAAAGUUUGAGUUACAGUCACAAGAAGAAAAGAAGAAAAUAAAUGACUCCUACAUUUUGAUGUUUGAAAGCUUCAAUCGAGAGAAGGAGGAGUUACUGAAACAGCAUGAAAAUGAUAUCUUGCAACUAGAAGAGCUGAGAAAGACCAAAAUGAUCAUGGAGGAAGAGUUGCACACACAAUCUCUUAUCCUAGAAUCACUGAACGCUACGCUCUACCACACCCAGAUGGAACUCCAGAGAGAGAAAAGUAUGGUAGGCAAUAUGGAGAAAAUUUUCCAGGCCAAGCUUGCCGAAAAUGAAGAAAAGUUUAAACACACCAUCCAGCUCCUAACAGAAGAAAAUAUUUAUCUAAGACAAAAGUUAAAUGUCAAGAAUGAAGAAAUAUACCAAGAACGAUCUGGGAGAUCAACCUCUGUUAUUAAUGAAACUAACGAAGACUUUUUAAAUGAUGACAGCAAGAAAAGACAAGAACCGUGAGCAGAGAAGUUGUUCUCCAUCGUUGGCAGUAGGAGCAUGAUCUCUGUGGGCCCAGAGACCACCUGUGAGGUUUCCUUAGAAAUGUAUAUGAUGAGUUUACUUCUUGGGUUGCCUCAAUUCUAUUUUUACCUUUCUGCAAUUUGCUUUGGGUAGUUGGGAAUGUCCAAUUCUCAUCUCAGUUAUAAAGAUUUUCAUG
Talpa occidentalis (Iberian mole) is the source of this 1853-nucleotide messenger RNA. It is a transcript of the gene FLACC1, whose product is annotated as flagellum associated containing coiled-coil domains 1. Bases 311 to 1657 code for a protein of 448 amino acids. The transcript has 17 exons. Gene Ontology annotation, cellular component: outer dense fiber; cytoplasm; sperm fibrous sheath. The record is from RefSeq and is a predicted model, not a curated record. NCBI's taxonomy places the organism in Eukaryota, Metazoa, Chordata, Mammalia, Eulipotyphla, Talpidae.